AUGUUUGUUUUCGUGGGUGUCAAGGACAUCCUCAUUCUGGCCGCCGGCGGGGAGCCGACGGUUCGGCAAGAUGUCACAUUUCAUGACAGCGACGAUGGGAGGCAUUGCUUCAUUUCUGUUCCUGUUAGGGACUGGCUUGGUUUUUCUUCUCGUUACUUCCUCAUGGACUGGUGGGCUGGUGGGAUUAAAGCAAUUCGCACACGCAACGGACAGGACGCAUGGCUCGCCUUGAUCAGCUGGGAAGCUCUGGCGGGCGUGUUGGGCAGACGGGCGGCCGCAGCACGGCACGACAAGCGAUUGGUACGACGGCACGACACAACGGCGUUCUAG
Messenger RNA from Purpureocillium takamizusanense, 330 nucleotides. RefSeq lists its product as uncharacterized. Bases 1 to 330 code for a protein of 109 amino acids. Lineage: Eukaryota; Fungi; Ascomycota; Sordariomycetes; Hypocreales; Ophiocordycipitaceae. The record is from RefSeq and is a predicted model, not a curated record. The transcript has a single exon.